This is a messenger RNA of Eruca vesicaria subsp. sativa (arugula), 2970 nucleotides long. Lineage: Eukaryota; Viridiplantae; Streptophyta; Magnoliopsida; Brassicales; Brassicaceae. The record is from the annotation of a GenBank genome assembly.
CGCUCUCCGUUUUCAGCUACCUUCCUUCUUAUCUCUCUAUCCGAUCUUAGGGUCUUGGAGUUGGAGAUAUGGCAGGUAAAGGCGGGAAGGGACUUAUCGCUACAAAGACGACGGCUGCUAACAAAGACAAGGACUCUGGUGGCAAGAAGAAAUCCAUCUCUCGCUCUUCUCGUGCCGGUAUUCAGUUUCCAGUAGGUCGUAUUCAUCGUCAACUCAAGACACGUGUUUCAGCACAUGGCAGAGUUGGUGCCACCGCUGCAGUCUACACAGCAUCGAUCCUCGAAUACUUAACUGCAGAAGUUCUUGAGUUAGCUGGAAACGCGAGCAAAGAUCUGAAAGUUAAGAGAAUCACUCCGAGACAUCUGCAGCUUGCCAUCAGAGGAGAUGAGGAGCUUGACACUCUCAUCAAAGGAACUAUUGCUGGAGGAGGUGUGAUCCCCACAUCCACAAGUCACUCGUCAAUAAGAUCGCCAACGAGUGAAGUAGAGCUUGAGUCCCCGCCACAAGUCUUAUGUGCUUUGCUAGCUUCUGGUGUUUGUGUUUUUAGGUUAUUGGUUUUAGUGUGCUCUCUUCUGGACAUCCUCAAGUGUAUAUUGGCUAAACUUAACCUCCUAGGUUUCUCGUUUUAGACUUGCAUCCUCUUGUGAUCUUGCUGAUGAUAUUAUGAUUAUGGAUGAUUGUUAUUGUGUUCUUUGUUUUGAACCAUAGAAAUCAUCGGUUAGACAAGAAGCAGUCAAUGUUUAAUAACAAUCAACAACAACAGCAUUCAAUUCAAUCACAUUGUCAGAUAGUUACAUAUAACUUAUAUGAUUGUACCAAAGCAAGUACACGCUGAGUCCUCCUCACUGAUUAAGGAGAUCCAUAUUAUUCAUAUAACUACCACACAAAGAGCUAAGGUAAUAAAUCAUCAAAGUUUGUCCCCUUACUCUUAGGUUCUUAACUUACAAGUAAAUAACUAAAAGCCAUUCCUGCUCUCCUUCAACCAUCCUCUGACCUGCAUAAACGUUUUCAUAAGCAGAACUUGCAACAAACUUCGUUUAUUAGCUGAGUUAUAAGGGGCAUUUGUUAGUUACCUCUGUUAAUUGCAGGUUUGAAGUUGUCUUCUAUAGCUCAAUAUACCGGGGCAGGUUCUUUACCAUGUUGCACAACAGGUUUCACGGUUUCAAAUGCCUCAACAAGCAAUGCAACUUUCCUCUUCCUUGCUGAGGAAAGUUUGUUAACCGCACGCUGCAGAGCAUAAUCAAACAUCCAGUCCUCUGAGUUUUUCCUCUCAUCCAUGUCCUGAUGCUUGAGGUCUAUCUUCUCAGCAUCCGCAUCCACCACAACAGGAAGAAAAUUGGGUUCUCUUGGGUUGAAUGCCCUCAAAUCCUCUGUCUCUGCUGCAAGUUUCUUGGAAGUGAUAGUCCAUGAAAUGGUGGCAUCUGACUCUUCUUCUUGGUUGCAUGACCUUUGUUUACGGCUAAAUGGAACUUUUGCAGUUUUCUCUAACAUGGGGACAGCUUCAAUUUGGUCUUGAGACUCCUCUUCGCAAUCCUCAUCUUUAUGAUCCUUCAAUGUCUCUUCAUCAGCAUCAUCUGCUUCUGAGUACUUCAUCAUACCAAUAGCAUUAGAGAUAAAGGAACCAGACUGAUCAACAUCUUCUAUGUUUGUUUUCUCUUGGAUCUGUUUCACAGAUUCAUCUUCCAAAGUCUCCUCCAAUUCAGAUUCUUUUAACUUGAUGUCUUCAUCACCUUCUAAAGACCUCACCACCUCUGCACUAUCAGAGUCAUCAUCAACCUCACAGGUAGUCUCUUGGAUCUCUUUCACAGAUUCAUCCACUAAAGCCUCCUCCAAGCUUGAUUCUCUUAAUUCAAUUCCAUGAUCACCCUCUGAAACCCUCACCAUCACUGGACCAUCAGAGUCAUCAUCAACCUCACAAGUCUCUUGGAUUUGUUUCACAAACUCAGCUACAAGAGUCUCCCUCAUAUCAGGUUCUUGUAUUUCUGAAAACUUCACCAUCUCUGCAGUGUCAGAGUACUCAUCAGAAUCAGUUUCAGAAUGAGGUGCUCCUUCAGAGAAAGUCUCCGAGAUUUGGGUCUCAACAUCAACCUCACAAGUUCCUCCAUCUACAUCCUCACACUCUUUCUCCUCCUCUACAUACAUCUCCACUGAAUCUUCCUUUUUCAUACUCUUUGGAGACUUCAAACUCUGUCUCCUUGAGGAUAUGAAGCUCUUCAGAGGAGGAUACUGCUUAUGCAUAUGGCCGUUGAGUGAACAAUACGUGUAAGGACAGACUCUCAAAACAGAGGUUCCACUAACUUCAUCAUCAGUUCCAACAUGAUUAAGCAUCAGAUACUCUGGAAACUUGGAAUCUUUGAGCGUUGAGGAACAAGUAGCUCUCUGUGAGCAUCUCUUGAAACUCGGAGCCUUUGUCAAACCCCUAACGAUCCUCAAACUCGGCUGCUUGUUAUUACUUUUCUCUUUCUUAACUCCAUGAUGUUUCAGACCGGUUUGGUUCUUCUGAUUGAAUAUUUUCUUGUUCUCUAUCCUUGCCUCGGAACUAGAGGUGCCUUUCAUGUAGUUGGGUGACCUACCUGUCCCUUUAACAACAAGAUCAUGUUUACUUGGUGGUGUUUGAGUCUUACCUGGUUGAGAAACAGAACUGUCUUUAAGCUUCCUCUUUGGUUUUGUUCGCUUCAUCAUCAUCAUCUCUGGUCCAAGGCUCUUGAGAUGUUCUUGCUCAAACCUAGUUUCAGGUUGCAGAUUGUAAGACUUGAUUGCUUGACAAGUCUUUCUCUGAACCAUCUUCUCAAGUCUUGCUUUGCCUGAAGACAAAGCUAUUGCUUGUUUGGAGCAGAAGAAAAAAGACGGAGAGAUUCUCUUUGAUCAAUGUUAGGCUAAGGACUUUACGUGAAUAAAACUUGAAACAAGAUUUGAAUACUAUAUGAUGUUGACAAGCACUGAGAAAGAGGUUGAGUUUUGGUCGGUCCC